GGACAGCGGGUGCUGCUGUUAGCUAAUAUUCGUUUUGUUUCUAAAUGAAAAGGAUUUAAUUAUAUCCUUUUCAGAGCAUUUCAGUUAAAGUACUCUUUUACUAUGUUUCGUUUACACAUGAAAUUGUGAACGUAUUUAAUGCGUGCGUUUUGUACAGUAUUUAUUUUGCAGCAAGUAGCCGGGUUAGCAUCUUUGUUGGAAGUUUAGGCCUACUGUGCCACCGCUUGUCGAUUUUAACAAUAGCUGCGAUACACUCCCCUCCUCUCCUUGUUUUGAUACACUCCCGAGGAUUAUCUUUAAAGCAGUCGAAGAAAGAACAUGGAAGAAAAACAGGUCUGGGCUCCUUUCAGCAAGUGAGACAUCUGUUAUGUUGACGGACUUUUAAUAUUACGGGAACCGGAGACAUUUUGCGAGCUGCAUCAGAAAACAUAAGGAUCACAAAGGAAGAUGUCCAACGGCGCUGCAGGAAGCGGAGGUCUGGCUUGGAUGGAGGCUGCAAACGGCAGAGGUGAUUCUGGGAAGAUGGAAGGGUCCAAGAAAGACAAGGCAGGCUCCAAGUUAUCUGUGGAGCGAGUGUACCAGAAGAAGACCCAGCUAGAGCACAUCCUUCUCCGUCCAGACACAUACAUUGGCAGUGUGGAGCCCAUCACUCAGCAAAUGUGGGUGUUUGAUGAAGAAAUAGGAAUGAACCAGAGGGAAAUAACCUAUGUUCCUGGACUGUACAAAAUCUUUGAUGAAAUCCUUGUUAACGCAGCAGACAACAAACAAAGGGACAAGAACAUGACCGGCAUUAAGAUCACCAUAGACCCUGAAUCCAACACGAUUUCCAUCUGGAACAACGGUAAAGGAAUUCCUGUGGUGGAGCAUAAAGACGAGAAGAUGUACGUCCCAGCUCUCAUUUUUGGCCACCUGCUCACCUCCAGCAACUACGAUGACGAAGAGAAGAAGGUGACAGGUGGAAGAAAUGGGUACGGUGCUAAACUCUGCAACAUCUUCAGUACCAAGUUCACAGUGGAAACUGCCUGCAAGGAGUACAGACACAGUUUCAAACAGACGUGGCAGAACAACAUGACCAAGACCUCAGAUCCCAAGAUCAAGUUCUUUGACGGGGAUGACUUCACCUGCGUAACCUUCCAGCCGGACCUGGCCAAGUUUGCGAUGGAGAAACUGGACAAGGAUAUCGUAGCGCUUCUUACCCGCAGAGCAUAUGAUGUAGCCGGCUCCUGCAAGGGGGUUAAAGUGUCACUGAACGGCAAAAAAUUACCCGUUACUGGCUUCCGCAGCUACGUGGAUCUGUAUGUAAAGGACAAACUGGACGAGACAGGCGUGGCCCUGAAGGUGGUGAACGAAACUGUGAACGAUCGGUGGGACGUUUGCCUGACUAUGAGUGAGAAAGGAUUCCAGCAAAUCAGCUUUGUUAACAGCAUUGCAACUACUAAGGGCGGCAGACAUAUUGACUAUGUGGUCGACCAGAUUGUGGCCAAACUUAUUGAGGUGGUGAAGAAGAAGAACAAGGCAGGAGUAUCGGUCAAACCCUUCCAGGUGAAGAACCACAUCUGGGUCUUUGUGAACGCGCUGAUUGAAAAUCCAUCCUUCGACUCCCAGACCAAGGAGAACAUGACACUGCAGACCAAGAGCUUUGGGUCCAAGUGCCUUCUGUCAGAGAAGUUUAUCAGGGCUGCAACCAACUGCGGGAUCGUGGAGAGUAUACUCAACUGGGUGAAGUUCAAAGCUCAGACGCAGCUGAAUAAGAAGUGCUCAUCUGUGAAGCACAGCAAGAUCAAAGGCAUCCCCAAGCUAGAUGACGCCAAUGAUGCUGGUGGCAAACACUCCUCUGAAUGCACACUCAUCCUCACUGAGGGAGACUCGGCUAAGUCUCUGGCUGUCUCUGGACUGGGAGUCAUCGGACGCGAUCGCUAUGGAGUGUUCCCACUGAGAGGAAAGAUCCUGAACGUGCGAGAGGCGACACACAAGCAGAUAAUGGAAAACGCUGAGAUAAACAACAUCAUCAAAAUCGUUGGCCUCCAGUACAAGAAGAGCUAUGACGACGCAGAGUCACUGAGAAGUCUGCGCUACGGCAGAAUCAUGAUCAUGACAGAUCAGGAUCAAGACGGCUCCCAUAUCAAAGGUCUGCUCAUCAACUUCUUCCACCACAAUUGGCCCUCUCUGCUGAAGCACACAUUCCUGGAGGAGUUCAUCACACCCAUUGUCAAAGUGACAAAGAACAAGCAGGAGCUUUCCUUCUACAGCAUUCCAGAGUUUGACGAGUGGAAGAAACAAACAGAGAAUUUUAAAACCUGGCAUAUAAAGUACUACAAAGGUUUGGGUACAAGUACAAGCAAAGAAGCAAAAGAAUACUUUGCUGACAUGGAGAAACACCGCAUCACAUUCAGAUACAGCGGUGCUGAGGACGACGCUGCCAUCACUCUGGCCUUUAGUAAGAAGAAGACGGAUGACAGGAAGGAGUGGCUGACUAACUUCAUGGAGGACAGGCGUCAGAGGAGGAUGCAUGGCCUGCCAGAGCAAUACCUUUAUGGAACUCAAGCCAGGCACCUCUCCUACAAUGACUUCAUCAACAAAGAGCUGAUUCUGUUCUCCAACUCUGACAACGAGAGAUCCAUCCCAUCUUUGGUUGACGGUUUAAAGCCAGGUCAGAGGAAGGUGUUGUUUACCUGCUUGAAAAGGAAUGACAAGAGGGAAGUGAAGGUAGCACAGCUGGCUGGUUCCGUGGCAGAGAUGUCUGCUUACCAUCAUGGAGAGCAAGCUCUCAUGAUGACCAUCGUGAACUUGGCCCAGAACUUUGUGGGUAGCAACAAUGCAAACAUCCUGCAACCUCUGGGUCAGUUUGGUACUCGCAUCAACGGAGGAAAAGAUGCUGCCAGCCCUCGUUACAUCUUCACCAUGCUCAGUCCACUUGCCAAGCUGUUGUUCCCAGCAGUGGACUCCAACCUGCUCAAGUUCCUGUACGAUGACAACCAGAAGGUGGAGCCAGAGUGGUACAUUCCCAUCAUUCCAAUGGUUCUGGUGAACGGUGCUGAGGGCAUUGGAACAGGCUGGGCUUGUAAGAUCCCCAACUACGACGUCCGAGAGAUCGUCAACAACAUCAACAGAAUGCUCAACCACCAGGAGCCCAUGCCAAUGCUUCCCAGCUACAAAAACUUCAAAGGGGUGAUUCAUGAACUGGGUCAGAACCAGUACCUUGUCAGUGGAGAGGUGUUGGUCAUAGACAAGAACACAAUCGAGAUCACAGAGCUUCCAGUCCGGACAUGGACACAGGCCUAUAAGGAGUCUGUAUUGGAGCCCAUGCUGCAGGGCACCGACAAGACACCAGCUCUCAUCAAUGACUAUAAAGAAUACCACACAGACACGACGGUCAAGUUUGUGGUUCGCAUGUCUGAGGAGAAACUGGCCCAGGCUGAGGCAGUCGGCCUUCACAAAGUUUUCAAGCUGCAGUCCAGCCUCACCUGCAACUCCAUGGUGCUGUUUGACCACAUGGGCUGUAUGAAGAGGUAUGAUUCAGUCCAGGACAUCCUCAGAGAGUUCUUCGAGCUCCGCCUGCACUACUACAAACUGAGGAAGGACUGGUUACAGGGCAGCUUGGGGGCCGAGGCCUCAAAACUGUCCAACCAGGCUCGCUUUGUACUGGAGAAGAUCGAAGGAAAAGUUUCAAUUGAGAACAAAUCCAAGCGUGAACUGAUCCGCAUGCUGGUCCAGAAAGGCUAUGAAUCUGAUCCUGUGGCUGCCUGGGCCAAAUCUCAGGAAAAGUCUCAGGAAGAAGAUUACCGUGACGGAAACGACAGCGACAGCUCAGUGGACUCGGGCUCCACGUCAGGGCCAAACUUCAACUACAUCCUCAACAUGCCUCUGUGGUGCCUGACUAAAGAGAAGGUGGAGGAGCUGCUCAAACAGAGGGACCUAAAGAGAGGAGAGCUGAGUGAUCUGCAGAGGAAAUCUCCUGAGGAUCUGUGGAAGGAGGACUUGGCCAUCUUCGUCGAGGAGCUGGAUAGUGUGGAGACUCAGGAGCGAGAGGAGCAGAGUUCAGGAAAGGCCAUCAAACUGGUGAAGGGUAAAGUGGGCAAACCUAAAGCGAAGAAGCUGAACCUGGAGGAGACUUUGCCUUCACCGUUUGGCCGCAGGGUGGAACCUCCAACUCAGCCCAUUAAAUCUGAUGCAGCCAAGAAACUGACCAAAAAGAAGAAGAGUGACUCCGACGUCGCAGUGAAGGUGGAGUUUGAUGACGACGGUUUGGGCGGUGAGGGAGCAACAGGAGGAGGAGCAGCAGCAGAAAACUCCACUCCAGCCAAACCAAAAACUCCACGUGUCAAGAAAGAAAAGAAAGAGCCUGGAACUCCCCGAGUGAAGAAGCCUCCAGGACCCAAAGGUUCUUCUGCAAAGAAGGUGAAGAAGAGAAAUCCCUGGUCUGAUGACGAGUCCAAGUCAGACAGUGACUUAGAGAACAGUCAACCUGUCAUUCCCAGAGAGACCAAGUCCCAGAGAGCAUCAGCUUCCAAGCCUAAGUACACAUUUGACUUCUCGGAGGAGGAGGCAGACGAAGAGGAGAACGGAGACGACGACGUGGCUUCUUCUCCGGUGAGGUCGUUCAAAGAUGACUUCACUUUCUCUGACACCAAGGAGCGCUACAACGACCACAAUGACGACGAAGACGAAGACGACGACAACGAAGACUCCUUCCCUCCGCCUCCGCCCAAACAAAAGACCACGUCUGCACCUGUAGCUAAAAAGAAAGACACAACCAGCAUCUUCUCAUCCAAGUCCGCCUUCUCUGAAAAGAGCAAUGACAGUGACGGGUCCAAGUCUGAUAGCGACGACGACAACGGCCCAGCCUUCUCCACUUACUCCAGCAGCUCUGCAUUCGACAAACUAUCGCCAGCAAAGAAAGCAGCUAAAAAACCCUCUGAUGCAGCUCCCAAACCGAAGAAACCACCAGCACCAAAAGCAAAGAAACCAGAUAAAUCCAUCUGGGACUCUGACUCCGACACUGGGUCCAAGAAACCAUCACCAGCUCUUAAAGGUAAAGGUCGAGGGAGGAAGAGGAAGGGCUCCGGCUCUGAAGACGAGUACAGUCCGAUGAAGAAAGCAGCAAAACCUGUCGGCAGAAAGCCACAGAAGCCUCCAUCCGAAGACGAGGAUGACGACAGCAACAGCCUGAGCGCCAUGAGCGCUCCGUCCCGCGACCGGCCGGGCCGCGCCAAGAAGGAGGUGAAGUACUUCCACGAGUCGGACAACGAGGAAGACGAUGACGACGAUGACAUGUUCGAUUAAAGCAACCUUCAGUCACGUUCAAACACACUCCGCCUGUAUUAUGGAAGUUUCCUCCUCCUCCUCCUCCUGUGUCCCCACAGACUUUUGUACAUUUCCCGUUACGUUUUCUUUUCAUUAAUGGUGAUGUUCAAUGAUUUUUAAUGUGUAGGUGUUUUACACUUUUUAUUAUUAUACAUAUACAGGUUUCUUUUUUUAUGCUCAUUGAAAUGUUCUGUAUUUGUCCGAAGCGGCUUUUAGAAGUUUAGAACGCUGUGCUUUAGCACAUUUUAAUUGUUAAAAUACUCUGUAACUUUUUGAACAUGAGGUUGAAAGUAAACAAUGAAAUGUC
Stegastes partitus (bicolor damselfish) is the source of this 5611-nucleotide messenger RNA. RefSeq names its product DNA topoisomerase II beta (gene top2b). The coding region runs from base 448 to 5283 and encodes 1611 amino acids. Gene Ontology annotation, molecular function: DNA binding; DNA topoisomerase type II (double strand cut, ATP-hydrolyzing) activity; ATP binding. Lineage: Eukaryota; Metazoa; Chordata; Actinopteri; Pomacentridae. Gene Ontology annotation, biological process: resolution of meiotic recombination intermediates; sister chromatid segregation; DNA topological change. Gene Ontology annotation, cellular component: nucleus. The record is from RefSeq and is a predicted model, not a curated record. The transcript has 36 exons.